Molecule: messenger RNA, 937 nt
Organism: Polypterus senegalus (gray bichir)
Lineage: Eukaryota; Metazoa; Chordata; Cladistia; Polypteriformes; Polypteridae
Product: butyrophilin subfamily 1 member A1-like
Exons: 6
Coding region: 21-356 (111 amino acids)
Source: RefSeq, a predicted model, not a curated record
UGGUCAUUCAAUGGAUAAGAAUGAGAGAAACAAACACCAGAUAUGAUUCAAUAGUUGGAUUCCUUUCUUUAUGGUUCCUGCACAAGGAAAUUGAAAAGUCACAACGCGUCACCAAUGCAGAAUGGAGGAGAAUAUGCAGCUCAGCAGCUGAUGUCACUUUUGACCCUGAGACUGCAAAUCCAUAUCUCAUUGUGUCUGAAGACGGGAAAGAAGUGAGACACACAGACACACGACAGAGAGUGACGGACAAUCCAAAGAGGUUUGACGAUUGUGCUGGUGUCCUGGCCAGAGAAGGAUUCACGUCAGGGAGACACUACUGGGAGGUGGAGGUCAGGGGAAGACUGCGUGGGAUUUAGGAGUCGCCAGAGAGUCGGCCAACAGGAAGGAAGAUGAUUAAACUGAGCCCAUAUGAUGGAUACUGGACUGUGUGGCUGAUGAAUGAAAAUGAGUACGUGGCUUUCACUGACCGUCCUCUCCCCCUCCCCUGAGAGUGAAGCCCCAGACUGUGGGGGUCUUUCUGGACUAUGAUGAAGGUCAGGUCUCCUUUACAAUGCCCAGUCCCACUCUCACCUCUACACCUUCACAGACUCCUUCACUGAGCCCCUCUAUCCGCUCUUCAGUCCUUGUCUUAAUGAAGGUGGUAAAAACGCAGCCCCUCUGGUCAUCUGCCCCCUCGCACACACUGACCCCUCUGUAUUUCUGUCCAUCUCUGAGCAGCACAAAGCCAAUGGAGACUUUCUUUAACAUCAGACCACCGAACUCAAAGCCCCCCUGAGGUGUCCUGCUGUUUGCUGCUCGUCUGAUUUUCAUUUUCAGGAUUUCUGUGUUUAAUGAGACAUCAGGACUGAACACUUGGGAUUUUUAAAUGGCGUCGGAUCAAAGCGUCGGCUCCAUCAUCAAAUGUGAAUCUGAGGGUCUGAGAAUGAACAGAAAUCCU